UUGUUUAGUUUAAAAGCCCAGGCUUUAGGUAGAAUAGUGGCGAGGUAUUGUUUCCCUGUGAACUACUGAGUGUUUGUAUUCUGAUUACUGGUAUUCUGUUUUUGACCACUGCUUUGUUUAUCUGGAUUCUGUCUUUUUGCCUAACCCUUCUGGUACUUUUGCCCAUCUUGACUGAUCUGUGUUUUGGAACCCUUUUGCCUGUUAUUUGGAUUACAUUUUUUGCCCUGCCCUCAUUGGUUUGUUCGCUUGGUGUUAUGAUCACCUUUCUUUUGUGUUUUUUGGACUUGACCCACGCCUGUUACUCGACCAUGUUUUUGCCUUGUGUGAUUAAAACUGCUGUGAUCUUUUCAAUCCGCGAGCGUCUGGUUUCUGUCAGAGCGUUACAGAAUACCUCGCCUCCCAUGCAGACGGCAGAUCCGGAAGCCUUACAAAAGGCUCUGAACGAGCAGGGACAACUCCUGGGUCGCCAUCAGCAGAAUCUGACCGGAGUGAUUCACUCCUUAGAGUCAUUAGCUCACCAACAGGCAGAACAACAAGCCCAGCUGGCUCAACUUGUUGCUAGUGUGCAGGGAUUGACGGGCCAACUCCAAACCAUGAGGCUCACGGAACCUGCAGUCAGCCCUGAUCUACCCACGACAGCCGCCCCAUCAUCUACCACGGUUUUUCCGCCAUCCCUAGUGCUUUUCAGACUGCUGAAGCCCUUUUCCAGCAUGUAUUCAGAGUGUUUGGUAUCCCAGAAGAUAUCGUAUCGGACAGGGGACCUCAAUUCACAUCACAGGUUACCAACCACCGUUAGCACCCUAGACCGGAUCUCAAACCGAGGUACCGGCCGUGGACUCAUGGAUGACAUGGAGUGAACAAGUCUGGGAGGAGACACACCAGCGCAUAGAAUCGGUUCUGCUACGUCAUAAGGAACAAGUAGAUCGAAACCGAGGACCAACCCUCAUAUUCCAGCCUGGGAACCGAGUAUGGUUGGCCACAAGAGACUUCUGUAACUCUGAGGGAAGUUGUAAAAAACUUCAGCCUAAGUAUAUUGGACCUUUCAAAGUUUUGAGACGAAUUAAUGAUGUAACCUACAGAUUGUAACCUACCCUGUUGUUGCAGGGCCCUUGGAUGAGGCUACACCGGACGUCACGCCACCCCUACCAGAAGAGCUAGAUGGGGCUCCAGUCUAUGCUGUCCGUAGGUUGCUGGACUCCAGACGACGAGGCGGGAUCCUCCACUAUCUAGUGGAUUGGGAGGGGUACGGCCUGGAGGAGCAAUGUUGGGUGCCAGCGAAAGAUGUAUUAGACCCUGGUCUCAUUGCGGAUUUCCACAACCAGCACCUGGAGAAGCCAGCUCCUUGUCCCAGGGGCCGCCCACGUAAGAGGCUCACUAGCUCUCUUCGUGCCCAUCUGCGGGAUCCUUGUGAAGAGAACCCGUCUCUCCAGCACCUCGGCAGCUCUGGAUCCACCCCCGUUUGGAGGUCCAAUGGUGUGCGUGGCGGUCGUCCAGGUCGCCCUCGUUCCGAGGCCCACCCGGACUCUUUGAGGGGGGGUACUGUCACGCAUUCGGCAAGCUGUCAAAAGGAAACGGACUCCAUCUCCCAGAAUCCCGCGGGAGAUCACGUCACUUCCUUCAGAGUCGGAGGCAGACAUGGACUCCAUUACCCAGAGUUCUUGGGGAACUCACGUGAUCUCUGACUCGUGGACACGCUCCUAUCACAGAUCCCAAUCUCCUGAAUACUAAUGUGUCGCACCUGUGUAUUUUGUCAUAUGACUCGUGUUGUUUAGUUUAAAAGCCCGGGCUUUAGGUAGAAUAGUUGCGAGGUAUUGAACUACUGAGCGUUUGUAUUCUGAUUACCGGUAUUCUGUUUUUGACCACUGCUUUGUUUAUCUGACUUUUGGCCUAACCCUUCUGGUACUUUUGCCUGUCUUGACUGAUCUGUGUUUUGGAACUCUUUUGCCUGUUAUUUGGAUUACGUUUUUUGCCCUGCCCUCAUUGGUUUGUUCGCUUGGUGUUAUGAUCACCUUUCUUUUGUGUUUUUUGGACUUGACCCACGCCUGUUACUCGACCACGUUUUUGCCUUGUGUGAUUUAAAACUGCUGUGAUCUUUUCAAUCCGCGAGCAUCUGGUUUCUGUCAGAGCAUUAGACAUAUGAGAUAAAGACACUCUUGUGAACAGCUUUUGUUAAAUGGACACAGCAGGAACUUGGAGUUAAAGUGGCAGUAAGGUACACAAAAGUGGACAAAUUAAACACUGAUAGAUUUGAUAUUAUACUUAGUUUUGGAGGUUCUUGUGUACUCUUCUGUAAAAUUUGCUUCUUGCUUUUUUUUUGACACCAAAAAAUGAAUAAUUUACAAUACAAUUGAAAGGGUGGUCUCUGACUUUUGCACAGUACUGUAUGUCAAUGGUUUGAUCGUAGCUGAUAGCAGGCAGUUACUGUCAUUGCAUUGUGUUGCUACAGGAUUGCAAAUAAAUAAAUAAGAUUUAUAUUGCUUCUUAUUUCAUAACAAAAAGAGCUGCUAGCCUCUGAAAGAAAACACUAUAGUUUAUGGGUACAGUUAUAGUUUAUGCUCUCAUUUGAGAAUAAAAUAGGCUGCUGUAGUUUUUCACUUGACAUUCUGUGGCAACAGACACCCUAUUUUCUAUAGAGCUUGCAUAAAGUAUUUGCUCUGGUAAUGUAUGUGUACCUGAGGAGCUCCUGCGUCUCCUCGAUGAAGUUCCUCUCAGGAUGGUUGUUUUUGAUGAGCCUGUGAGCAAGUUCU
This is a messenger RNA of Colossoma macropomum (tambaqui), 2747 nucleotides long. RefSeq lists its product as uncharacterized. Bases 255 to 857 code for a protein of 200 amino acids. The transcript is spliced from 3 exons. The record is from RefSeq and is a predicted model, not a curated record. Lineage: Eukaryota; Metazoa; Chordata; Actinopteri; Characiformes; Serrasalmidae.